Messenger RNA from Nelumbo nucifera (sacred lotus), 378 nucleotides. The record is from RefSeq and is a predicted model, not a curated record. NCBI's taxonomy places the organism in Eukaryota, Viridiplantae, Streptophyta, Magnoliopsida, Proteales, Nelumbonaceae.
AUGGUGGUUAGGGUCUUAAGAGAAGUCUGCAGUGUUGCAAUUUCUGUCUUCCGGGCUAUCUUGUCAUUGUUGUCAACACCAAUGUCAAAGCCAAAGGUCGGUCGAUGGGAUUUGGUGUCAAAGCUGAUGCAUAGAGGAGUAGUAGUUUGUGACAGACAUGAGGAGAGCAUGAAUGAGGUGGAAUCUGUUGAUGUUGUACUCUUCGCCUUGUCUCGCUGCAAUCCAAGCAAAGAUGCCGAGCUUGAAAGUUCACAUUUGACAGAGAAAAGGUUGAAGGAUCUGGAGGUUAGCCUUGAAAGCCUCGAAGAAGGAUUGGACUUCCUUUUUAGGCGUCUGAUACAGACCAGAGUUUCUCUACUCAACGUCCUCACCAGCUAA